This is a messenger RNA of Vanrija pseudolonga, 713 nucleotides long. RefSeq names its product Copper transport protein CTR4. The coding region runs from base 49 to 618 and encodes 189 amino acids. Gene Ontology annotation, biological process: copper ion transmembrane transport. The record is from RefSeq and is a predicted model, not a curated record. NCBI's taxonomy places the organism in Eukaryota, Fungi, Basidiomycota, Tremellomycetes, Trichosporonales, Trichosporonaceae. The transcript has 4 exons. Gene Ontology annotation, molecular function: copper ion transmembrane transporter activity. Gene Ontology annotation, cellular component: plasma membrane.
ACAGAACUGAACUAACCCAAACGACCCACCACACCACACACACACAACAUGUCCCUCGGUGUCCCAUCGCAGAUCCUCAUGGACAUGGGCGGCGGCGCCCCGGGCAAGGGCCCCUCGUGCAAGAUCUCCAUGCUCUGGAACUGGACCGUCAUCGACUCGUGCUUCCUCGCGUCGUCGUGGCACGUCCGCACAAAGGGCCAGUUUGCGGGCUCGUGCCUGGGUGUCUUCUUCCUGUGCGCAGCCAUCGAGCUCGUCCGCCGCCUCGGAAGGGACUACGACCGCCGCCUCGUCGCGUCGGCCGCGGCGCGCACCGUGUCCGUCGAGGACGGCAGCAACGGCAGCGGCAGCCCCAACAAGGGCGUGUCGGGCGUGUCGGGCGUCCCCCUCCUCUCCGGCCCGGGCGCAGGCGCGUUCGCGCCAAACUGGUUCCAGCAGGUCUUCCGCAGCGUCAUCUACGGCUCGCAGUUCACGGCGGCUUUCCUCGUCAUGCUCCUCGGCAUGUACUACAACGGCUACAUCCUCAUCUCGCUCUUCCUCGGCCAGACGUUCGGAUACUUCCUCUUCGGGCGGGACACGGUCGGCGCGGCCGAGGGCGUGCACUCGGGGUGUUGUUGCUGAGCAACGCCCCCGUGGCACCGACUGACGACGCGAGCCCGUUCUUGGACUAUAGUGACCCCCCUCCCAAGCCUAUGCACCACUCUCAUUACAUACAA